CGGUACGAGGUACGACGGCUCGACGGAUCUCUAGAGGGUUGAUAAAGAUAAAGCCGUCUUUCCGUCUCUCUCACGCUCGGAUCCCCUAUUUUCGUUGCGAGUUACAAACACAAUCAUCGUAUAUUAAAGCAGAUCAAAUUAGUGUAUUGUUUCUCGAGCACGGGUACAAACCGUCUCGUCAGGUGUUCUAUAUGCGGUUUCACGUUAAUCCUAACGCGUGAGCCGCCAUCGUAAUAUCUUUCUUGCCUUUCGCACAAAAAACAACAUACAUAUCUAUAUAUACAUAUAUACGUAAAUAUAUAUAUAUAUAAUAUAUAUAUAAUUAUCUCGCUCAUACGACAAAACAAUCGCCCAAGCAAAGAUGAGCUUCCUGUUUGGAAGCCGUUCGUCUAAAACAUUUAAGCCGAAGAAAAAUAUACCUGAAGGAACUCAUCAGUAUGAUUUGAUGAAACAUGCUGCAGCGACGCUUGGAUCGGGCAAUUUGCGACUUGCGGUUAUGCUCCCCGAGGGAGAAGAUCUCAACGAAUGGGUGGCGGUCAACACUGUGGAUUUUUUCAACCAAAUCAACAUGUUGUAUGGCACAAUAACGGAAUUUUGUACAGAAGAGAGUUGUCCGAUAAUGUCGGCGGGUCCGAAAUACGAGUAUCACUGGGCGGACGGUCACACAGUUAAAAAACCAAUCAAAUGUUCGGCUCCCAAGUACAUAGAUUAUUUGAUGACGUGGGUUCAAGAUCAGCUGGACGAUGAAACGCUAUUUCCAUCGAAAAUUGGUGUACCGUUUCCAAAAAAUUUUUUAUCCAUUGCGAAAACUAUCCUGAAGCGAUUGUUUCGGGUAUAUGCGCACAUUUAUCAUCAACAUUUCAGCGAAGUUGUUCAACUGGGCGAAGAGGCUCAUCUCAAUACUUCGUUCAAGCAUUUUAUUUUUUUCGUACAGGAAUUCAAUCUUAUCGAGAGACGAGAACUGGCACCAUUACAGGAGUUAAUAGAAAAGCUAACGGCAAAGGAUGCGCGAUGAACGAUUAUUUUUCGGGUAAAUACCUCUCCUCGAAAAGGAAAGAAAGCACAGGACGAAAAGCAAAGCAGAGAAAAACCUUCCUCCAAAGAAUCUCAUUCGCGCUGUUCUCAUUUUCCUUCACUUCCGCUAACCACUGUACAAUUACUUCGCGUUAUUAUUUAAACUAAUAUUCGGAAAUGCUCCUCGAGCUUUCGAACUCGUAAUUUUUUCGAUAUUUAGGUAAAUUUUUUUUUUUUUUUUACUCGUUACCGCACAAAACGACAAACAAAAUGAUUGGAGUCAAAUGGAGGAUAUCAAUUUUAGUUUUUUACGUAUUAAUUUAAGUCCCAGAAGAUCGAAAUGCGCAGACAAAAAAGUGAAUACGGUACAGUCAACACACACAUACACACACGUGUAGCAACGUCGAGUACUGUUGAAUCGUUUCGCUAUGAUUUAUUGUCAUGCCUCCCGACCCAUAAUACUUAGGAUAUAUAUUUUUUUUGUUUCGAAUUUUAUUUCUCGUUUUUAACGCGUUGUCAAAGUUCGCAUCGUUAAAAUGUGAUCGAAAUCGUUUUUAUCGAUUUUUAAAUAAUUUUUUCGUUGCGAUUUCUUUCAUGCUCAUUCUCUGGGUUUCCAGACAAAAGUUUAAUUUAAAAAGUUCGUGUAUACUUUUCGUUUGAACCUGCAUAUAGAUAUUAGUAAAAAUAGAAAAUUUCGUUGCAUUCCAACGAUGCGAACGGCAACGUCCCUCUUAAAAUCGUUAUUUAUUAAUCUUCGUUGAAUCUUCCAUAUUUUCUCGAAAAUAACUUCUUCCUCCCCUUUUUCAUUGUUAUUUAUUUACCCCUUCUGUUCUCGAGUGCAUCGACAAAUUUUAUGAGAAAAUAUUUCUCCAAUACUUUUUUAUUUUUACCGCCAACGUUCCCGAGGCUCCACAGUCCAAGAGUUUUCGCGGUUUUGCGAAAUCUGAGAAUACAAAAAAACAAUGAGAUUCCACAUGAAUGAAAAAUAAAGUUUUUCUCUCUCAUUUUUACGCGACCGUAAGAAAAUCAUUAUCGCUGCAUAAGUAGUCGACAAAAGAUUUUUAAAUGGUACUUUUGUUCUUGCACUCAAUACUGAAAUAAAAUUCCAGACAAACGUGAGAAAUCUACAAUAAUAAUGGAAAAAAUUCAUCAAUUAUUCAUAAACAAUUGUUCGGGUCCAUAAAGCAUAUGCAAAUUUGUCGCAGCUCUUGAAAUUCCUUUUAAUGAGAUAAUUUGAGUAUCGAAUUUGCAAAUAUUGCACGUCCACUGCAAAAUGUUUCAUUGUUUGAACAAGACACUGCACCGGAUAAAGGUGGCCGAAUCUGAUGUUUUUUCUGGGAAAUAGUGAAGAACGAACGCGUUUUUUUUUCGAACAUCAAAUUACAUUUAACAAGAACCUUUGAAAGUCAUCUUAAAAAAUAAGAAAGCAAAAAAAUGUAGUCGAUGACGGGUGAUGCAAUUUUUCUCGUGACGUUUAGCGAUAAGCACUCCCCAAUGUAAACGGUCCAUCUGAAAACCAGAAACUAAACGAAUUGCUCGAGUUAAAAACAAAUCCCAGUCGUAUGCAAUCUUCAAAAUCGUUUUUGUUUUUUUGCCAGCUAGUGACAAACUGAGACUCGAGUAGUGUGGAAAAAAUUAGUGAUUUUUACAUGAAUAUGGAAUUUCGAUUUUUGAAAAAUGGGAUCAUCAACGAACCCGAAAAUCUUUCUUAUCGAAUCUUCUGGUUUCUACAUUCUUUGAUGAUUUCUAUAUGAAGGCUCUGGAAUACGUGUUGAGAAAUACUAAAGUAUGAAAACACCUGAUAUUUCAGAGAGAUCAAUCAUCAGUUGUAGGAAAAAAUCAUUGGCCCAAUUGAAUUGAAAAGGAAAAAUGACAGUAAAUAAUUAGUACUUUUUUUAAAUGAAUUUUUUGUCAGUAAAAAUGACUCGAAUUGCACAAAGUAUCUCGCGCCUUUUUUGUUUCUGUGGAGUAGACGAGGCGACCAAUUUUCGAGAUAAGCGAAACAAAAGUAGAUAAAAAGGAUGAACUUCGUUUCUUACAGACAAAGUUUUGUGGAGGAUUUCGAAAAUAGGGUUACGCGUGCUUUGUAGCUAUUUUCGUGUAUGUGCGCAUAGGACUUGACUUGACGAGAGAGAGAGAGAGAGAGAUAUUUUCUCGAGUCUCUUAAGAUAGGAUUUGAAUUGGAUAAUGGGAGAGCAGAAAAAAGCGUAAAAUUAAUAAUAAUCGAUGAAAAUUAGGUCGAUCGGACAGGCGAUUAAUGAGAACUAGAUUCCUGCAUGAUAAAUUUCGAUCGAAUUAAUCAUACUACAUAGUUGAAUAUAAAAAUUGGAAAAUAUUUCGGUACAUGAAUUUACAUGCGAUGUUGGGAUGCGAAUCGUUGAAAUGGGCCGAAAUUUCGUUGUUUCUUUGUUUGUAGUAUUUACAGAAAGAGCUCGUUUGAAAUUUGAAAUGUUACUCGCUCACUCACGAAAACAGCAACAAUUUCGCUGCCUUUCAACGAUGCGAUCUUCAACAUUCACUUUCUCCGACGAGAGAUUUCUUUCGAUAAAUAUUGAUCGAGGCAAAUAGCAGAAAAACGAAAAAACAAACAAAAAUCUAUUAUAUAAAUAAAUAACAAAAACGUAACGGUAAACACAAGAAAGGCCAGCUUUUUUCACGGUAUAAAUUACAAAGUCAGUCACAAUAUCUGGGCUCGAUGGACGGACUAAAAUUUAUUUUUUAUAUAACGCGCUGUUGCAAAAGUGUGAAAAAAAAACCAUUUUUCGGAUGCUAAAGUUUUUUCCGAAACGAAAAAACUGUGUUAUAUCCAAUAUUCUAGACUACAAUGCGUAUACUCACAUCGUGUGAAUGCCCGUGUGUGCGCGCGCCUGUCAAUGUGUGUAUGUGCGUGAGUGCGUUAUUCACGACGAACAAUGCUCUUUGAGGUUAAAAAAGAAAAGGAAAACACGAAGCAAUGAAUGCAACGUUCGCUGUGUUUUUAGAGCAUAUUUUUUUUACGAUAAAUUAGCGAUUGUGCGAAAAGAUAUGAACGAAGUGAAUAUUAUUACUAUAUAAGCUAUGUUACAAAGGUGAGAAAAAAUCGUGCGUGCGUUGACAAAGCGAGAAGGAACAUCGCAUCGACGCGAUAUGAAAAAUCGUGAGUGAGAGCUGAUGAGGUUAUGAAGUUGAAAAGAAAAAAAACAACAAAAAAAUGCACGUUUACGUAGCUGACUCUCUGCACACGCUAAAUAUUUAAGUAAUAUAACUUUACGUACCGAUUAAUUAAAUUAUAUUCAGUACUUAAAAUGACGAGUAUGAUGGAGAACACAAAGAGAGCGAGAGAGAAAGAACAAGUAGAAUUCAGCGAAUAACGAUUCGAAGAUGAAAACAUUCGAAAAGAAAGAAGGGGGAAGGGACAGAGAGAAAUCUUGUUGAUAAAUAAAUCGACGUUUUAGGGUUUUUUUAUAAUGAAAAAAAUAAGCUUAUGUAUCGACUGUUAAGCUUCGUAAUUGUAUGUAGAGAUUUUCGUCGAAACUUGUAAUUCACGCAGUGCUCGAACGGGUGAAGAGAGAAACAACGGAGUCAGCAAACAUGCAACAGCUUCACCGUCGCCUUCGAAAAGGAUAAACAAAACAUAACCUUGCCUUCGAAAAAGUAUGAGAGAAAAAACAAUCCAAUGAAAAUCCCGAAAGAAUAAUAUAUAGAGAAAUCUCCGUUUCCCCAUUCCUUUGUUUUUUCUUCUUCACGACGAUACACACACACUAUAAUUAUUCAAAGUUCUCGAUUCUCACGCAUCCGAGGUGCUAUCGACGAAAAGACGAGUCCAGGAAAAUGCUUCGCAUCCCUUGGAUUUUUCAAUUACAACUUUUCAUUUGUUUGUUGUAAAGCGAAAUACGUUCACAAUAUUCGUUCGUGAAGUUCAAAAUUUCGUAUAAAAAUGCACAGGUACGUAGAAGUUUGCGGUUUUCUUACAGAACGAAAAAACGAUUCUUUUUCGUACACACACACAAACACACACGCGCGCGCGCGCGCGCGCGAGCCUCCUCGAUUUUCGAGAGACCAAAAUUGGCGCAGCAAGUUACACACGACGGUCUGUGAUUUGUGACGAGAAACGUUGAAUUUCCCACUUCAAUUGCUUUCGUGCGACACACUUUUUUUCACGAUCAUUUCAACCAAACUUUCGUCCAAUAUUCUCCAUGACGUCGCGUGGCAACUCUGUCCAAUGCAAAUAAAGAAGAAUGAUGAAUUCUUCAUUCGCUUUAGCGACCCUAGUGAUAAUAUCUGUGCAAUGUAUAUAGUAUUUUUCUCAAAUAAACGAAGGCUCGAUGUAAUCAGGAAA
Venturia canescens is the source of this 5332-nucleotide messenger RNA. It is a transcript of the gene mats, whose product is annotated as MOB kinase activator-like 1. The record is from RefSeq and is a predicted model, not a curated record. Gene Ontology annotation, biological process: positive regulation of protein phosphorylation; hippo signaling. Gene Ontology annotation, cellular component: nucleus; cytoplasm. The coding region runs from base 362 to 1015 and encodes 217 amino acids. The transcript has 5 exons. Lineage: Eukaryota; Metazoa; Arthropoda; Insecta; Hymenoptera; Ichneumonidae. Gene Ontology annotation, molecular function: protein kinase activator activity.